This is a messenger RNA of Lodderomyces parapsilosis, 1104 nucleotides long. It is a transcript of the gene XYL2, whose product is annotated as L-iditol 2-dehydrogenase. The transcript has a single exon. The record is from RefSeq and is a predicted model, not a curated record. Gene Ontology annotation, biological process: D-sorbitol catabolic process. Lineage: Eukaryota; Fungi; Ascomycota; Pichiomycetes; Serinales; Debaryomycetaceae. Gene Ontology annotation, molecular function: L-iditol 2-dehydrogenase (NAD+) activity; zinc ion binding. Bases 1 to 1104 code for a protein of 367 amino acids.
AUGUCAGAUACACAACACGGUAACCCUUCCUUGGUUCUCAACAAGAUCGAUGAUUUGUCAUUUGAAGACUUGUCAAUUCCUCAAAUUACAGAACCAACUGAUGUUAUAGUUGAAAUUAAAAAGACUGGUAUUUGCGGGUCAGAUAUUCACUACUAUGCGCAUGGUAAAAUUGGGCAAUUUGUAUUGAGAAAACCAAUGGUUAUGGGCCACGAGUCCUCUGGUGUGGUUAGCAAAAUAGGUUCAGGUGUCAAGCAUUUAAAGGUCGGGGACAGAGUUGCAAUCGAGCCUGGUGUUCCAUCAAGAUACAGUGAGGCAUACAAGUCCGGUAAGUAUGAGUUGUGCCCAUGUAUGAGCUUCGCUGCUACCCCACCAACUAAUCCCGAUGAUGAAAGUGCUCAAGGGACCUUGUGCAAGUACUACAAAGCACCUUCUGAUUUUCUUUACAAAUUACCAGAAAGUGUUAGUUUGGAAUUGGGUGCCAUGGUUGAACCAUUGAGUGUUGGAGUACACGCUAUUAGAUUGGUGAACUUGUCUUUUGGAGAAAAUGUUGUUGUUUUUGGUGCUGGACCUGUUGGAUUGUUGGCUGCAUCUGCAGCUAAAGUUUACGGAGCACAAAAUGUUAUGGUUGUUGAUAUCUUUGAUGACAAGUUGAAAUUGGCCAAGGAAAUCGGCGCAGCCACUCACGUCUUUAAUUCAAAGACUGGUGAUUACAAAGAUUUGAUUAAAGCGUUUGGUGAUGUUAGACCUGAUGUUGUUUUGGAGUGCAGUGGCGCUGCUCCUUGUAUCAAGUUGGCGGUUCAAGUAGUCAGAGAUGGAGGAAAAAUUGCUCAGAUUGGUAAUGCUGGUGGCGAUGUUCCAUUUCCCAUCAUUGAGUUUGCUACUAGAGAGAUUACUUUGUUUGGUAGUUUUAGAUACGGUUAUGGUGAUUAUGCAACUGCUAUCAAGAUUUUGGAGCAAAACUAUGGUCGUGGUAAAGACCACAUCUUGGUUGAUUUUGAAAAGUUGAUUACCAACAGGUUCCCAUUUGAUGAAGCUAUUAAGGCUUAUGACACAGUGAGAGAAGGGAAGGGUACAGUAAAGUGUAUAAUUGAUGGACCAAAGUAG